Molecule: messenger RNA, 1122 nt
Organism: Aspergillus aculeatus ATCC 16872
Lineage: Eukaryota; Fungi; Ascomycota; Eurotiomycetes; Eurotiales; Aspergillaceae
Exons: 3
Biological process (GO): methylation
Cellular component (GO): mitochondrion
Molecular function (GO): methyltransferase activity; nucleic acid binding
Source: RefSeq, a predicted model, not a curated record
AUGCCGCGGCUCUCGACCCGCACGAUCCUCCAAGCGUACGCGCAAGACGCACUGCUCCCGCUGCUGCUCCGCGAAUGCCGGACGAUUGACUCGGCCCGCAGCGAACUCCGCUGGCUCCGCCAACACGCGAUCGACCUCACCCAACAACGCAAAGAACAACGCUAUCAACGCCUACAACAAGCCUGCAAAACUGGCCAAGCAUCCGAAGAACCGCAAUCAUUCCCGAAUACACAACCCCACCGAAAACCCACGCACCGCCACCCGCCCGAGAAUGCCCCCCCAAAGGGCUGGCGCCGCACGCUGCGCACCCUCUGCCACGCCCGCUCCCGCGGCACUCCGCUGCAAUAUCUACUCGGCGACCAACCGUUCGGCGACCUGACCAUCCUCUGCCAGAAGGGGGUCCUCAUCCCGCGCAACGACACCGAGACCUUCACCUACGCCGCGGCCAAGCAGAUCCGCCAACAAUUUCCCCCUCCCAAACCCGGACCCAACCCCGCCUCCCCACCACCAUCGUCAUCCCCAUCCCCAUCACCUCCUCCAAAAACCCUCCGGAUCCUCGACCUCUGCACCGGAACAGGCUGCAUCACCCUCCUCCUCCACGCCCUACUCUCACCAAGCUACCCCUCCCUCAAAAUCGUGGGCAUCGACAUCCACCCGCCCGCGAUCCACCUCGCGCAAAAGAACCUGCGCCACAACGUCACGCUCGGCGACCUAUCGGCCCGCGCAUCCCAGGAAGUGGAAUUCCGGCGCGCAGACCUCCUUCCCUGCAUCCCGGAAUUUUGCCCCCGCUCCCGCUCCCGCGCCCAAGAUGCAUCAAAGCAGAACGGGCAAAUGGGGAUGGAAGGGGAAGGGGAAGGGGAAGGCGAAGCAGAGGUUGAAGUCGACGUGAUCAUCUCCAAUCCGCCGUACAUCUCCCGGACGGCAUUCCUGGAUGGGACGACGGCGCGGAGUGUGCGGUUCCAUGAGCCGGUUUUGGCGUUGGUACCACCUUCUCCUGUUUCGGAGAAAGGCAUGGUGGAGGAGGAAGAUGUGUUCUAUGCGCGGAUUGUCGGGUUGGUGGGCAGGGUUGGGGCGAGGAUGGUGGUGUUCGAGUGUGGGGAUUAUGAGCAGGGAGGGCGGGUG